This is a messenger RNA of Mauremys mutica (yellowpond turtle), 5644 nucleotides long. RefSeq names its product tetraspanin 11 (gene TSPAN11). The transcript is spliced from 11 exons. The record is from RefSeq and is a predicted model, not a curated record. The coding region runs from base 526 to 1311 and encodes 261 amino acids. Lineage: Eukaryota; Metazoa; Chordata; Testudines; Geoemydidae. Gene Ontology annotation, cellular component: membrane.
CAGAAGCACUGUCCUAGUGGGUACAUAAGGGUGGGGCAUCGGUUUUGAGGGUAGAGAUGAGGUGAUGGGAAGCUUGGAAGAAAAAUUUAAAAUGGAGUUUUUUUGCUCCCUCGUUGACGCUUCUUAAGUGUCCAUCAAAGAAAGGUUCAGACAAAUACCACAAGAAGACCUAGAGGUUUUUGCAUGACCUUAGUAAGCUGCAGACAGGAAAACACUCUUGAACAAUUUUGCAGACUUCACCAGAUGCUGAUGUUCGGACGUCAAUGAUAAAGACCUCUAUGUCAAAUUGGACAACAUCCAUCAAAUUUUGUGACAUGGGAAGCACUUUCCACUCCACGUAUUCCAGUUCAUUCAUGAUGCAGAACUGAAAGACACUUUUCCUAAUGUGUGGAUAGCUUUGAGGAUUCUGCUCAUACUGCUGGUCCCAGUUGCGAAUGCUCUUCUAAGCCCUCGGGGCAACAUCUUCAGGAACAACUUCUUUGCCAUCUUUGACCUGGGUCCUGAUCUCACACAGAGACUCCAACAAUGUCCCAUUUCAAUAAAGCCGAGCAAGAUGACUGGAUGACUGUUUAUCUGAAGUAUCUCUUGUUUGUGUUUAAUUUCUUCUUCUGGGUGGGUGGUGCUGCAGUGAUGGCUGUUGGCAUAUGGACCCUAGUUGAAAAAAGCGACUAUCUGAAUAUCCUGGCAUCUAGUACAUUUGCCGUGUCUGCAUACAUCCUGAUCUUUGCAGGAGGUCUUGUGAUGAUUACAGGUUUUCUGGGAUUCUGUGCAAUCAUCAGGGAACAAAGGAGCUGUCUUUCCGCAUAUUUCUCCAUGCUCCUCUUGAUCUUCCUUAUCGAGCUGGUUGCUGGAGUUCUUGCCUACGUUUACUAUCAAAGGCUAAGCGAGGAGCUGAAACAGCACCUGACCCAGACCCUGACUGAGAAUUAUGCUCUUCCUGGGAAAACACACAUCACACAUUCCAUCGAUCGCCUGCAGCAAGACUUCAAAUGCUGUGGCAGCAAUAGCUCAGCUGAUUGGCAGCACAGUGUCUAUAUCCUGUCUGUAGAGUCCAGUGGCCGAGUGGUACCAGAUAGCUGCUGUAAAACAAUCACCUUCAAAUGUGGGAAGAGGGAUCAUCCAUCUAAUAUUUACAAGGUGGAGGGAGGAUGCAUUACUAAACUGGAACAGUUCCUGGCAGAUCACCUUUUGAUAAUGGGAGCUGUUGGCAUCGGAGUAGCUUGCCUUCAGCUGCUUGGUGCAGGCCUGACUGCCUAUUUUAACUAUAUUCUCUAUAAGGAAGAGGAAGAAGAUGCGUAUUCUGUAAUGUGACUGAUUAGCCUUCUUUACCCCUACUAUGAGCUGUGGGAUGAUUUUUACCUGCUGUCUACACAGAAGAAUUAAAAUGGACUCUUACUGAAGACUAAAAGUCUCCGCUCUCUUUUCCUUAAUGCACAAUCUAGAGAAGCAACAUUUCAACGUGUAUCAGUAUUACUGUGGAUGCUUAAUGGGCCAUAUUUAUAGCCUCCUUCUCUGUUCAUGUUGAUAUGCCUUAAAUUGAGAUGAAUUUUAGCAAGGUCACUGCCUGGAACACUUUCCAAUCCACCUUGAAAUAAUUCUUAACUGAGAAGAGAAAAAUAUUUUCUAUUUUUUUUUGUACAAGAUUUUUUUUGGUAAAAACGUUACUACUCUUAUGCAGUAUGAUUUGUAAAGACAUUCUUUUGUAGCUCCACAAUCUGUAUUGUGCGGUAACAGUGCAUCCUCUGCAUAUUCAUCCCAGAUUUUCUUAGUUUAACAGAAAUAUCUCCAUGACUAUAGGAUAUUUUAACUCGAGCAACUAGCUGUAUUUUUUUAAAUGAAGGGAUUUUUUAGAUUUCAGAACUAGGUCAACUUUUUUCUGUUUAGUAUUUUUUUUCAAUCUGUGUCUGUCUCCCCCUCCCUCAGGUCCAAUUGAAGCUGCACUUCAGUCCCAGCACCUUUUGUUUCAGACAGAGGGUAACAGACUGGCCCUGCUGCCAGAGCUGCACCAGGAACAGCCCAGCAGAGGGUACUUUAUGAGUAGACUGGAUGCAUUUCAGCUAGAUUUGAUUUAGAACAGCGGUUCUCAAACUGGAGGUUGGGACCCCAGAGUGGGUCAUGACCUCGUUUUUAUGGGGUUGCCAGGGCUGGCUUAGACUUUCUGGGGCUUGGGGCUGAAGCCUGAGGUGGGGCUGAAGCCUGGGUGGUGGGGCUCAGGUUACAGGCCCCCUGCCUGGGGCUCAAGCCCUCGGGAUUUGGCUUUGGUCCUCCCGCCUGGGGUGGUGGGGCUUGGGCUCGGGCUUCGGCCCCACCACCUGGGGUCGUGCAGUAGUUUUUGUUAUCAGAUUGGGGUCGUGGUGCAAUGAAGUGUGAAAAACCCUGCUUUAGAAGUAUGUUCAAUUAUAAUUUAGGGCCUCUGGGAAGAUUGUGAGUAGGGGACAACAGUGGGAGAGGAUCCGCUUUUGCAUUGCUCUUGGUGCAGUUCCAUAUUUAUCUGAAGUGCCUCCAUUAGGACUUUUAGCUUUACUGCCCACUACCAGCACAAACCUAACUGAUCAAAGAGGAGAUUUUGUGCCCAGCUUAGGGAUCCUGAUUCAGAGGAGAAAAACCUCUUUUUAAAAAGAUUUUGAAAUGCUACACUACAUCAUUCAACUGUUUUCUGUCAUCAGAAUGCAUUAUAUUAACUCCACUUAGGUAUAAGGGUUAUUUUGCUAAUGAGCCCUACAGUUACUAAGAACAAAUAAAAAGAAAUAGCAUUAAAAACAAAUCUGAAUUGCUGUCACUUUGCUGUGACUGCCAAAUUGCUCAGAAACCACUUUGACGAGCACAGGAUGGAUAAAUGAUUAGAUAGGUGGAAUGGGUACCUAGAUGGAACAGAUGGCUAGACAGAAUGGAACAGGAUGGCUAGAGGUGCAAUCAAUUUUCUUUCCGAUCCUCUCUUUCAGGACAGUGAAAUUCUUUCAGUAACAAAUGAUUCUGCUGCCACAUAGUUAGUUCUUGAUUACGUAGUUGCAAAAUAGAAGGAAACCCCCACUUUAUAUAUAAUUAAAAAAAAACACUUGUAAUUUUAUGAGAGAUUCAACAGUUUUGCAAAAUACAAGUGAACCCAAAGUAGAUAGUUUCACAAAUUACACUUAGGUGUGUUACUCAACACUUGAUUACUAUUACUUAAAUACGUGUAAGAACGGUCAUUUUUCUAUUGCCAGUGAUACCUCUGAGACUUGUUUUAAGAGAAACUGUAAGAAAAGAUACUUUAUUUAAGGACAACUCUCUAGGUGUUGUUUUGUGUGUAAUAUUAAUGAUUUUCAGAUUCUCAUAGCCUUGUAAGCUACUUCACUGAGGCUACGUCUACACCUCAAAUUAGUUCAAUAUAACUUACCUCGCUCAGGGGUGCGAAUAAGCCACACCCCCUAGCAACAUAAUUUACACCGACCUAAGUGCUGGUGUAGACAGCACUAUGGCAACAGGAGAACUUCUCCUGCCGACAUAGCUACCACCUCUAAAGGAGGCAGGAGUUAUUAUGCCGAGGGGAGAGCUCUCUCCCAUCGGCUUAGAGCAUCUUUACCAGAAGCACUACAGCAGCACAGCUGCAUCGAUACAGCAGUGCCCCUGUAAAUGAUGUAGUGUAGGCAUAGCCCAAGUUACGUUUGGGGUCUUUUAAAUCACAGGCUGUCUCUAACUCAGCUUGUCAGGUUUUUACCAGCAGUUGUUUGCUAGUUACCACCUCCUUGUUUUACAGUUUAACACCAGUAAGUUUCUGGUUGAGGCUAGGACUGCCAAACAGCACUGGUGAGGGAAAGGCAGGAGGCAAUGCAUGCAUUUGAGGUAAAGAGUCAUUUAUGACUUGGUGAUCCUGUGUGUGCACCUCCAUCCACAACGAGCUGAAGAGUCCCGGUUACUUUUAUUUUUAACCUGCUUGAGAUAAAACUCUAUUGAUACAACCCAUUACUUGACCUGAACUUACUAUUUUUGUAUUAUUUGUAUUACCAUAGGGCCUAAGCACUCUAGUCAUGGACCAGAACCCCAUUAUGCUAGGCACAAUAUAAAUGCAGAACAAAAAAACCCAAAACAAAACGAAAAAAAAUCCUAUCCCUGCCCAAAGAGCUUACAAUGAAAGUACUAGACAAGAGAUAACAGAUAGAGACAGACCAAUGGGGGAGUACAAGGACACAAUGAGACAAUGCUGGUCAGCAUGAUAGGAAGUGAUCUCAGCAUACCUGCAGCCUAAACUGUUGUGAAGUUUCUUAUAGUCAUCUCAGCAAAGGAGAGAUUUAAGGAGGGUUUUGAAGGAGGAGAAGGAGUUGGCUCGGUGGAUGUUUAUGGGGAGCGCCUCCAAAGCAUGAGAGGCAGCAUGGGAGAAAGCACAAAGGUGCUUGUUCAAAAAUGUAACAAGUGAGCAAUUGAGGCUGGUAUCCUGGGCUGAAUGGCGGUGGGAGUCAACAUCUCGAUGCUGACUGAGAAAUGAUAGGAAGGGCUAGGCUGAGAAGGCGUAUGUUUGUUGCUAUGGUAAGUAGAACCUGUUAGUUUUCUUUUAUAGCAGUGCAAACAGAUACUCAAGCAGCUUUCCGCUAUGUCAUAGGCUACUGUCUAUGUUAUCCAUGCUAAAUCAUGUGACAGCUGCAAAGGAAGGGCUAACGAAAGGAGACAUAAUAGGGUGACAGAUUCCAGGGCUUUUCUGCUGCAUUAUCUUGAUUCAGAUGCUUAGACCCUACAUAUAUCUGUCAAGAUGUUUUUACUGAGUCUCUCUCUCCAUUCAAGAAAUAUAAGAUGGGUGGGAGCCUCUCCCUGAGAUAGAAGAAAUGAGUGAAUGAGACAGAGGAGAUCUGCAGGGCAAACCCCAAGAACAGCCAGUUUGGGGAUGAAAGCAGCAUAGAUUGAAGUGUGUUUUUCACUGAUAUUUGUUACCCAUAAAGUUACAUUCCAGGAAGGAGGUAAGACUCAGAUCUGGGAACUGACAUCAUGUGGACAGACUGUCAAUUGUAGGAUUGAGGCCUAAAUUUGGACUUUAUAAAAUGUGAGUAUACUCUGCCCAGGCCAAAUUGUGAACAUCACCUGCUUACAGACAGCAACUAGCUUUUCUGUUGAUAAAGUAACUUUUGUGUAAAGGUGUUUUAGAAUUCAUCAGGAUAUUAACUGACUGCUUUAAAAAAAAUUCAAAGUGGAAAAUGUAACUUUGCACAGUGGCUUUCAUUUUGUGUUAGAGUCCCGCUAGCUCUCAAAAAGGUACUGCACAAUCGAAAGUACAGCUGGAGAGGAUAUUAAACAAUAUAAAGAACUAAGCCUCAAACUUGUAUACAGUCUAAAGCAGUGGACACAAAUAUGCCCUCCAGUCAGACAUAAAAUGUAGUGGAGGAAAAGCACUUCUGCCCUAUUGUACUUUUAUAAUAUACACAUUAUCAGCUUGUUUGGAAUUGUAAUGUAAACAGUCCAUCAGUUGCCGACCCCUGAGUUAGAGUAACGUAAAAAUGCUGCAUUAAGUUAAUAGCUGAGUCCAGAACUCCAGUAUAACAGCUGUUACACCAACUUUUGCCUUCUCAAACAACCCUAAUGUAUCUCAUGGUUCCUAUUUCUUGCCAUAUUUGACUGAUUGUUAUGCUGUUCUAUGUGGUACUAUAAUCUUUCAGUGAAUAAAGGCAUAGAAUGUAAA